AAUAAAUCAGGCCAAAUUGGAAGCCAGACUGUAAUAAAUUUUAAUUUUUUUGUAGAGGAAAAAGAGAAAUUGUAGGUUUGUAACCCAUUUUGAGAAGCAAAAGAAAUUAAAGUCAAGAGCAUCUGGUUCCAAUAUGCCUGCUUUAGUUGUGAGAAUAAGGAAUAGAAAGAAGCAUAUAUAUUUAUAUCUUUACCAAGAUGCUAAUCAGAUACGCCAUUCAGUACAACACAUAUUUCUAGUUUCUCACUCUCUUAACCUCUUAAAUUAAAGUGGUUGAUUAAUAAUUAUUAUUCACUGGUGUGGGGUUCCCCUUAUAACACAGAAUUGACUAACCUUCAAAUGGGACCCUGUCAAAAGUUAGCAUUUGGAUUCUACAUUUUGUGUGUCUUUCUUUAAUCAUCAAAACACGCUAUUUGGGUGCCACACUUUCUAGUUUUUGAAUAGACAAUGCAAUGGACCACAAUUUUCAGGCAUUGGAAAAGUGUACUUCACGUUAAUGUAAAUGAAAUGCAUGCAAAAAGGUGAUAGAUAUAUUGUAGCCUGAUCUGAAAUUGCGUUUACCGUUCAUUCUAUAUAGAGCUAUAGAUUUCUUAAUCCAACACUCUGCAUUCAUUAUGUAUAUAUAUGUUGGUGAUUCCUGCAUAAUUGGCAUAUAGCAGAAACUAAUUAUAAUUAUAAGUACUGCAAAAAAUGGAAGCUUCACUUAAGAACAAAAGAUACAAAAAGAUUAUUGUUUCAUCCCCCACAAACACUACUAUUCAACGUUGCUAUGCUUGCAAAAAUGUUUGUAAUAGUUCUCAGCCUAGUGCAGAAGCAAGGUUCUUUUGCAGAUGGUGUAAAUCUGAGUGUGUAAGUGUAGUUACUUCAAGAACAACUCCAUACCUAUGUUCUACAUGCCACAAUGUUAGUAUUCCAACUCUGGGACAAGAGAAAUCCAGGGAAGUGUGUGGAAUAUGCAGCCAAGUGAAGAAAAUUGGAACAAAAUUUUUCAAACAUGGUUAUCCGGAUAAUCGAAACAAAAUUGGAACUUUGCUAAGCAGAGAAGCACCAUCUUCAAAGGCUUUAUCUUCCUCCUCAUCAUCCUUCCCAGGCAGACAUAGCAAGCGUGCAGUUCUCUGUGGAGUUUCUUACACAAAAAUGAAAUUCAAGCUCAAGGGAACCGUUAAUGAUGCUAACAACAUGAGGGAGUUGCUGAUUAAGAAUUUCAAGUUUCCAAAUGAGUGCAUAAGAGUCCUCACAGAACAAGAGAAGAAUGCUGAUUUAAUACCAACAAAACAUAACAUCAUGGAGUCCUUAAGGUGGCUUGUGAAGGACUGCCAGGCAGGAGACUCCUUGGUCUUUUACUUCUCGGGGCACGGCCUGCAACAACCGGAUUUCAAAGAAGAUGAGAUUGAUGGCUUUGAUGAAGCUCUCUGUCCGGUUGAUUUUAUCAAAGAAGGAAUGAUCAUUGACAAUGAUAUAAAUUCUACCAUUGUUUGGCCUCUCAAGAGUGGUGUCACACUCCAUGCCAUUGUUGAUGCCUGUCACAGUGGAACCAUUCUUGAUCUUCUCUAUGUUUAUAAUCUUGAAAGGAACAUUUGGGAGGAUAACAAGCCACCAUCAAAGGAACCUAUCAGAAAACAUACAAGUGGGGGAGUGGCAAUUUGUCUCAGUGCAUGUGAAGAUAGCCAAUCAGCUAAUGAUAGCACAGUCUUUGGUGGAAAAGGAAUGAACGGUGUUCUUACUUAUCUUCUCGCAAAGGCAAUAAGGGAACACCCUCAAAUAACUUAUGGGGCAUUACUAGACAAGUUACAGAUUGAAAUUAAAAAGAUUAAUAGAAGUAGAUGCCGUAGCAGCAUCUUGCAACGUAUCUUCCAUCGAAAAAUUGUACAGGAUCCCCUUCUCUCAUCAUCAGAGAAAUUUGAUGUUUCUACAAAAAUAUUCGCAUUGUGAGCAUGUAAGAGGAUCUGAAUUGCUUGUUUAUUGCAUAUUCUUUGAUUAAUGUGGAUCAGCAUCUGUAUCUAAUUUGAAGCUUUGCACCAACAACUAUGGUGUAGUGUAAAGUCCAAGUUUUUAUUAUGUUCGGUUCUAAUAAAUUAUUGAAACGUUAUGAAUGAAUGAA
Molecule: messenger RNA, 2101 nt
Organism: Arachis ipaensis
Lineage: Eukaryota; Viridiplantae; Streptophyta; Magnoliopsida; Fabales; Fabaceae
Product: metacaspase-3-like
Biological process (GO): proteolysis
Cellular component (GO): cytoplasm
Molecular function (GO): cysteine-type endopeptidase activity
Source: RefSeq, a predicted model, not a curated record